Messenger RNA from Dermatophagoides pteronyssinus (European house dust mite), 838 nucleotides. It is a transcript of the gene Spase25, whose product is annotated as Signal peptidase complex subunit Spase25. The record is from RefSeq and is a predicted model, not a curated record. Gene Ontology annotation, cellular component: signal peptidase complex; membrane. Lineage: Eukaryota; Metazoa; Arthropoda; Arachnida; Sarcoptiformes; Pyroglyphidae. Gene Ontology annotation, biological process: protein targeting to ER.
UACAUUGAUGAAUCCAUUCCGGUUAAUUUAGGUUUGUGUUGUCGCGUCAGCAUUCGAAUUUGUUUAGGAUUUCAUCAUUUGUUCAACGAAUUUUAGUUUAUUUUUUCAAAUUAUCAUCAAAAUUUACUUAUCGGUUUCAUUUUGUUCCCACAGUUUAAUUAUCUAGAAUUUUUAAAUUUAAAAAUGUCUGAAAAUGAAAUGAUUGGUGAAAUAAUCAAACCAUUGGAUAAAUGGGAUGGAUCGGCUGUCAAAAAUCGUUUGGAUGAUGCUGUUAAAUUUUUUUUCACCCAUACAAAUCAAUAUAAAGAAAAUUUUAUACUUAUCGAUAUUCGUUUGGGUAUUAGCUUGAUGGCUGUUGGUGUAGCCGUAUUUGCACUUAUCUGGGAUUAUCUGAAUCCAUUUCCAACAUCUAGGCCAAUACUUCUCAUUUGUGUUUGUGCAUAUUUCGUAUUCAUGGCAAUAUUGACCAUUUAUACAACUAUGGUUGAAAAGGGAAUCUUUUUAAAAGCUAAACAUGGAAAUAAGUCAAUUACUGUAUCAUCAUAUAUGAAACGAUUUGAUGAUCAAUAUCAAUUGUUGAUCGAAUUGAAAACGAACAAAAAUGGUGGCCAACCAUGUGAAUCAAAACUAGAAGGUUCAAUUGGUAAAUGGGUCGAUGAUGAAGGAUAUUUUCUUGAACGAAAAUUUGAAGAUGAUCUUAAACGAUUAUAUUCACGUAUGUUGAAUAAAAAGACCAACUAAAAAGCACAUUGGUUUUUUUUCCGAAUCAUGUUCAUCAUUGGUGAUUGGCCUUCAUAUUUAUCAAUCCGUUAAUGUUUUUCCAGCCGCAAACCCACAA